AUGACAAGAAGCUCUGUUCUAAGUUGGAUUAUUCCUGUUACGACAUGGAUCGUAGUUAUCAUGGUCAGUGCAUUUGCAGGAAAGGCAAAUGCAAAGUUAAGUGCACAAUACGAUCAAGCAAUGAGUCUCUUGAAUGGUGACCUUAUUAAUGCUCUGGUAGCUGAGCCUAUGUUCGACGGUACGAAUAUUGAUGAUAAUUUGUAUAUUCCUCAAUAUAGCGACACACUCCAAGACUACGUGUCCCCAGCACAUUCUGCUAAGAUAAAGAAUGAAUUAGUACGACAAAAUGGGAUAUCCUUACUAGAACAAGCGGCCGCGUAUAAUGAUAUACGCGCAGCACUUGUGUUGGCUGAUAUCUAUAUGUUUGGUAAUUUUUCAGUGCCGACGAACUAUACGAAAGCUGUCGAGUAUUAUCAUCGAGUAGUUGAAAUUGAAGGGAAUGGUCAUGCUUAUUUCAUGCUUGGAAUUGCUUAUUCAACUGGUUUAUUUGGUGAAGUGGAAGAGGAUCAAGCUAGGGCGAAUGUAUAUUACCAAUUUGCAAUGGAGAAUGGCAGUAUUAAUGCGAUAAUUGCUCUAGCUUUUAGAAACCUCAAAGGUAUUGGAACAGUCAUGAAUAAAGACCUUGCGCUAUUCUACUAUUCCAGAGUGGCUCAGUUAGGAAUGGAGUUCAUCGAGAGUGAAAGAGAAGGAGAUAGAGAGGAUGACACUUUACUGUAUAAUAUAAGAUUAGUUGAUUUUAAUGGAGGGAUUUAUGGAAAUAAAAUAAGUGAAAGCUCAAGCUCAAUAUUUUCAAGUACAAAAAGCUAUCGGUCGUCCAGGUCUACCUUUAAUGAGUUUGUAAUAGACGCUGAAGAUCAUGAAUAUGUUGACUAUUAUUAUAAAGCAUUAGAAUAUUAUGAUGGCGACUACUUUGUACCUAAAAAUAGGACUAAAGCAUUUGAAAUUGUAAGCGAGUGCGUUGACUUAGGUCAGGUCAUGUAUGGCUCAAGAGAAUUUAGAGGGGUCAAUGAUCUCGAUCGAGUCUUUUUGAGUCGAUGUCAAGCAUUAUUGGGGCAUAUGUAUUUAAAGGGUUUCGGGACAGAAAAAAAUUAUAAAUUAGCACACUACUGGCUUCAAAUAUCUAGCAAGGUAGGUAACCUAUCUGAGGCAUUUAAUGACCUUGGUUUGAUGUAUCAGUACAACCUUUUACCUGAACUUGGUGCUGAUACGAACACAUCUAUAAGUUAUUAUAAGAAAGCUAUUAAUAUUUUCGAAUAUUGCCACGAAGCAAGAUUAAACCUUGCCAAGCUUUUGUUGCAAGAGAACUCAAACGACAUUCUUUCGAGUCCAUUUAAAAAAGAGAUAUUUCAGAAUAUCGAAGAGGCGGUCUAUAGUGGAAGUACUGAGGCUCUCUUUCUUUACGGGGAAUUUUUACAAAUGGGGCUAUCAUCUCUCUCAGCUACUAAGAAAACUACAUCAGCUGUAGUGUAUUACAAGAUAUUUGUAGAAAGGUUGGAGAAAUAUUACUUUCCUCAGUUAAGAUAUGCAUUUGAGGAGCUCAGAUAUGGGAAUUUCAAAAAUUCUUUACUCGGUUAUCUGAUCGCUGCUGAACAGGGCCUUGAAAAUGCUCAAGUUUCGGCAUCCUAUUUACUUUACCAACUUCAGCCACUUUAUCUGAGGAAAAAUCGUAAAUCUUUUACCAAUUCCAGAGUGCGUUCAGCAAUAAGAUAUCUAGAGCAAGCAUCAUCUCAAAACAACAUUGAUUCCACGAUCUUAUUAGGUGAUAUCUAUCUUAAUGGAAUUGAAGAGGCGGAAAUCGCAGUCGACUAUAGCAAUGCAUUUGCUUAUUAUAAUAAAGCUGCCCAAUAUCAUUCGUCUCAUGCCUGCUACAAUUUGGCAUAUAUGUAUGAGUGUGGACUAGUCCCCCUCAAUAAUUCAUUGGACUAUUUCAUGGCUAAAAGAUAUUAUGAUAAAAGCCUUCAGUAUAGGGAGGAACAUGAGUAUCAAACUAAGUCUGUUCUCAAUAAAGUGGCAAUCCAUUGGGCCCUAUUACGCUUAAGACUUAAAUACUUGUUCUUCAAGAAUAAGUUUAAAAAUCAAUCAAUAUAUGAUGGAGCAACAGGUUGGUUGAAUACCAUGAAAAAAAUUGGAGACGAUGAAAAAAUACAAGAUCAGACAGCGAAUUCAAAAAACAAUAGAGCUAACUCUAGAGCAUCAUCACACCAUGAGGGAAAUUCCUAUUUAGUCGAAGAGGAGUAUGACAUUGGAGAUUACCUUGUGAUAUUUCUUACUUUAUUGUUCUUCAUAAUCUUCUUUGUUCAAAAUUUUUUGAGACAAGUAAGACGAAUGAGAAACAACCAACGAGGCGAUGGACAAGAUCAACAGGAGGGCCAGCCAGAAAAUGGAUGGAACAGAGGUCAAUUUAAUUUCAGAGGCGGCAAUGUAGAGUUCCAUUUUUUUGCAAUCUAG
This is a messenger RNA of Priceomyces carsonii, 2448 nucleotides long. RefSeq names its product ubiquitin ligase complex subunit. Gene Ontology annotation, cellular component: endoplasmic reticulum membrane. Bases 1 to 2448 code for a protein of 815 amino acids. NCBI's taxonomy places the organism in Eukaryota, Fungi, Ascomycota, Pichiomycetes, Serinales, Debaryomycetaceae. Gene Ontology annotation, molecular function: protein binding. The transcript has a single exon. Gene Ontology annotation, biological process: ERAD pathway. The record is from RefSeq and is a predicted model, not a curated record.